AGCGUUUGUAGAGGUAGCACGUGGCGGCAGCAUUUUCCAGGCAGAUGCGACUUUUGGAUCUUUUGCUCCUGGGGGCUGCCACGUAUGUGGACUGCCACAAUGCCGCUCACAGCCACGAUGGCACAGGGCCAGAGGUGAACACCAAAUACCGGAAGUUUAUUCCUCAAAAGUACAGGGACUAUGUGCCUGAGAUGGACGAGAAUGGCGUGGAGUACCAGAAAUACAUGCAGGGGAUGCCAGCCGCUGAGAAGUUUCAAGACAAGGUUGUUCCGCAGGACAUCAACAGCAAGUACGUCCCGUUGUCCGGCAAGGGCAACAAUGACGAUGAAGCUCCAGCUUUGAUGCUCGCGGCUGCUGACAGCAAGAAGGACAGCGGCAAGGAUUCCCACGACAAGGGACACUCAGAGCACUCCGAACACACUGAGCAUUCGGAGCACUCAGAUUCCAACAUGGGAGAUUUCCAGAAGUACCUGCGUUCACCCAAGCCGGGCCCUGUGGUGAACAGGAAGUAUGAGAAGUUCAUUCCUGACAAGUACAGGGACUAUGUGCCUGAGAUGGACGAGAAUGGCGUGAAGUACCAGAAAUACAUGCAGGGGAUGCCAGCCGCUGAGAAGUUUCAAGACAAGGUUGUUCCGCAGGACAUCAACAGCAAGUACGUCCCGUUGUCCGGCAAGGGCAAGGAUGACGAUGAAGCUCCAGCUUUGAUGAUGGCGGCUGCUGACAGCAAGAAGAACACCGGCAAAGAUUCCCACGACAAGGGACACUCUGAGCACUCCGAACACUCUGAGCAUUCGGAACACUCAGAUUCCAACAUGGGAGAUUUCCAGAAGUACCUGCGUUCACCCAAGCCGGGCCCUGUAGUGAACAGGAAGUAUGAGAAGUUCAUUCCUGACAAGUACAGGGACUAUGUGCCUGAGAUGGACGAGAAUGGCUUGAAGUACCAGAAAUACAUGCAGGGGAUGCCAGCCGCUGAGAAGUUUCAAGGCAAGGUUGUUCCGCAGGACAUCAACAGCAAGUACGUCCCGUUGUCCGGCAAGGGCAAGGAUGAUGAAGCUCCAGCUUUGAUGAUGGCGGCUGCUGACAGCAAGAAGAACAGCGGCAAAGAUUCCCACGACAAGGGACACUCUGAGCACUCCGAACACUCUGAGCAUUCGGAGCACUCAGAUUCCAACAUGGGAGAUUUCCAGAAGUACCUGCGUUCACCCAAGCCGGGCCCUGUAGUGAACAGGAAGUAUGAGAAGUUCAUUCCUGACAAGUACAGGGACUAUGUGCCUGAGAUGGACGAGAAUGGCGUGAAGUACCAGAAAUACAUGCAGGGGAUGCCAGCCGCUGAGAAGUUUCAAGGCAAGGUUGUUCCGCAGGACAUCAACAGCAAGUACGUCCCGUUGUCCGGCAAGGGCAAGGAUGACGAUGAAGCUCCAGCUUUGAUGAUGGCGGCUGCUGACAGCAAGAAGGACAGCGACAAAGAUCCCCACGGCAAGGGGGAGCACUCUGAGCAUUCGGAGCACUCAGAUUCCAACAUGGGAGAUUUCCAGAAGUACCUGCGUUCACCCAAGCCGGGCCCUGUGGUGAACAGGAAGUAUGAGAAGUUCAUUCCUGACAAGUACAGAGACUAUGUGCCUGAGAUGGACGAGAAUGGCGUGAAGUACCAGAAAUACAUGCAGGGGAUGCCAGCCGCUGAGAAGUUUCAAGCCAAGGUUGUUCCGCAGGACAUCAACAGCAAGUACGUCCCGUUGUCCGACAAGGGCAAGGAUGACGAUGAAGCUCCAGCUUUGAUGAUGGCGGCUGCUGACAGCAAGAAGAACACCGGCAAAGAUUCCCACGACAAGGGACACUCUGAGCACUCCGAACACUCUGAGCAUUCGGAACACUCAGAUUCCAACAUGGGAGAUUUCCAGAAGUACCUGCGUUCACCCAAGCCGGGCCCUGUAGUGAACCGGAAGUAUGAGAAGUUCAUUCCUGACAAGUACAGGGACUAUGUGCCUGAGAUGGACGAGAAUGGCGUGAAGUACCAGAAAUACAUGCAGGGGAUGCCAGCCGCUGAGAAGUUUCAAGACAAGGUUGUUCCGCAGGACAUCAACAGCAAGUACGUCCCGUUGUCCGGCAAGGGCAAGGAUGACGAUGAAGCUCCAGCUUUGAUGAUGGCGGCUGCUGACAGCAAGAAGAACACCGGCAAAGAUUCCCACGACAAGGGACACUCUGAGCACUCCGAACACUCUGAGCAUUCGGAGCACUCAGAUUCCAACAUGGGAGAUUUCCAGAAGUACCUGCGUUCACCCAAGCCGGGCCCUGUAGUGAACAGGAAGUAUGAGAAGUUCAUUCCUGACAAGUACAGAGACUAUGUGCCUGAGAUGGACGAGAAUGGCGUGAAGUACCAGAAAUACAUGCAGGGGAUGCCAGCCGCUGAGAAGUUUCAAGACAAGGUUGUUCCGCAGGACAUCAGCAGCAAGUACGUCCCGUUGUCCGGCAAGGGCAAGGAUGACGAUGAAGCUCCAGCUUUGAUGAUGGCGGCUGCUGACAGCAAGAAGGAGUUGUUGGGCUCCUGGCCGCGAGUCGCUAUUCCCGCCGCCGGAGCUGCCCUUGCUGUUCUUGUGGUCGUAUUCAGGAUAAGCCACCUUCGAAAGGUGCUUCAAUGACGCAACCUCGCAGUGGCAGCAACUCGGUGGCCAUCGAGAAGGUUGACUGCUUCGUCGGCUCCCAAACGCGGCCUGCGCUUGUGUAACAUGAAGACCUCCGUCUGACGACCGCUGCUGAGGCGCCCGGCUCCAGCUCACGGCCUGCAGGAGCCUUUAACGGCAGAUGUGUAGGUGACUCGCACGAGCCCGCGGCGCCGUGUGCGUGUUGCGUUUGUUGGCGGCUUGGUCACGAAUGGGUAAGCAGAGGAGUUCGGUGUUCAUGUUUGGGAAGAUGCGUGCUUGCUGUUUCGGGGCGCCCAGCUUGAGUCACAAAGAUUCGAAUGGACAGCGCUUGCUGCCCUUUGUCGCAGCCAAAGUACCACUCUCUUGACCUGGGGGCAACACUCAAAACAGAGUUGCUUGCUGCCUCCGGGAAACAUAGAUGG
This is a messenger RNA of Effrenium voratum, 3061 nucleotides long. The record is from the annotation of a GenBank genome assembly. NCBI's taxonomy places the organism in Eukaryota, Dinophyceae, Suessiales, Symbiodiniaceae.